AUGCUACCGGUGACACGGCCCGAGGGUCAUAUGAGCCUCAAUUAUAUUCCUACUACCCAACCCAUGUCUGGGACUUCUACUGGUCGCAGUUCUCCAAGUGAUUCGUCCGCAAAUGCCGCCAUUAAGCCUCCAUUUGGGUCGUCUACUAGUCUCAAUGGUACUGCAGGCUCAAUUGGAAGUGCAAGAUUAGGGGCUGGAUCCCCGUCUCACGAACUUGGUGCCCGCUUAUACUCAAAACGUGCACGCGAGAUACAAGCGGAAGAAGGCGUCUCUCCGUUUUGGGGUCCUCCAACCAGCGGCCAUUCUACCCCUCUGCGUGAAAAUAUUCCCGAGUCACCCAGCCAGGAGGGUUUUCCGGACCUCGUGCCUCCUACAAGUAGCUCUGUGAACGGGCCUGCACGGAGAACUCGAGCUGGCACAGUCCCGUCUCGAUUUUCCCCAGUCGGCGUUCUCAACGAGGCGAACCUUCAGCAGCCUUUUGUGUCCCAAACUUCCCGACCCACGCCUUCGACCAGCCCGUUCAGACCCACUGGUGUGUCUGGUAUCGACACAGGCAUCAAGCCUCCGACAACCAUGGGUGGCAGCGGCACGGGUAAUCUCUCCCGCCUUCGGGCUGGCUCAAUGCCGCAACGCACCAACUUCCUGGGGUCUUCAGGACCAUUCGGCCCGUCACUAUUCUCCACGAACUGGGGCUCCGGCCGUGAUCGAGCAACAACCCUUACCAGCAUUAGGUCUUCCGAGGGUCCGACUUCGCCUAGUCAAUCGUCCUUCUCGCGAGACGGACUCACAGAUAGUGAUGUGAAGACUUUGGACUAUCUUGGUCUCGCAGAAACCCCGCAGCAAGCUCGGGCCAAUCUUGUACGACCGUCCGUUGACGUUCUACUCCAACAGCAGCAACAACAGCAGCAGCAGCAGACGUCCCUUCCUCCGCUACUUGCUGAGCUAGCGAUGAUAAAGAACAACAGCCGUAUCCGCUCUUACUCGGUCAAUGCAAAGGAAAAGUAUGCUGAUGAUGAAGACCUCGAGUACGAAAGUCGCUACUCACAACUCCCCUCGGGAACUGUUACACCAUCCGCAGCCGCCACAGCUGCCCAGUUGGCCGCAACUCAAGCUCAGAUUCAUCAACAUAACCUGGCAGUGCAGGCGUUUGCAAACCAUGCGACAGCUAAUCGACCCCGCGCGAGGACAGCAGGCGUUCUCGAAGCUCCUCCGCAGCGAUCAUCCAUUCGCAAUUAUCUUGCAACACCGUCGCGUCUGGAAAAUAGUUUCAGUGCUGCCGAUUUGAACAUUGCCGAAACUGGUGAAUAUGAUGAUCUGACAGAGGCUGUUCAAAUGAUGCAUCUAGCUGGAGGCGGUGGCGCCAACAUGGGAAUUCGCACUACUACGGACCUGGUUGACGAGAACAACCAAGAUGGCCCAACUCGAGCCCUCUGGAUAGGCAGUAUCCCCGUUUCCACGACUGUAACAUCUCUGGAGGCUAUUUUCAGCAUGUACGGCAAAAUUGAGUCCACGCGUGUACUGACCCAUAAGAAUUGUGGGUUUGUCAAUUUUGAGCGUAUUGAGAGCGCUGUCCAAGCCAAGUCUUUGCUCAACGGAAAGGAAAUCUUCCCUGGUGCUGGUCCUGUUCGAAUCGGAUACGCCAAGGUGCCUGGGUCAUCUAACGCUGGGACACCUGGAGUCAACGGUACCCAACCUUCACCAACGCCAGAUCCGAAUUCGAAAUCGACUGCCCCCGAUGUGGAAAAAUUCAGCGGCGGAACCAGUGUUCCUCAGCUACCUUCGCUCCCUGAUCUCCAGCUUGAAAUGAUACAGAUUGUCAAAGAAUUCGGGGCAACUGACGAUGACGCCGCCAAGAUUACCGCGAAUAUUCAGCAGGCGAUUGCCUUUCAGGGAUUCAACGACGAGAUUCCGUCGAUCCCUGAACCGAACCAAACUAGAAUGUUUGAUGCCCCUCGCCUUCGUGACAUUCGCAAAAGGAUCGAUAAUGGAGCCUGUUCAAUUCAGGAAAUUGAGGAGACCGCGGUGGCAAUGCUCCCCGAAAUUGCGGAGCUUGCUUCCGAUUAUCUAGGUAACACUGUUGUUCAGAAACUAUUUGAGUUCUGCUCCGAGCCUACGAAAGAACAAAUGCUAGUCCCGAUCGCACCUCAUCUAGGUGAAAUUGGCGUGCACAAGAAUGGUACCUGGGCAGCACAAAAGAUCAUUGAUGUUGCCAAAACGCCGAUGCAAAUGCGGAUGAUCGUUGACGCUCUUCGACCGUAUACUGUACCUCUAUUCCUGGACCAAUACGGAAACUAUGUCCUCCAAUGCUGCCUGCGCUUCGGGUCCCCCUACAAUGAUUUCGUGUUCGAGACUAUGUUAAGCCGGAUGUGGGAGGUCUCGCAAGGUCGAUUUGGAGCUCGAGCUAUGCGUGCCUGUCUAGAAAGCCAUCAUGCUACGAAGGAUCAACAACGGAUGCUCGCAGCAGCGAUCGCUCUCCAUAGUGUGCAGCUCGCCACAAAUGCCAACGGCGCUCUAUUGCUUACUUGGUUCUUGGAUACCUGCACCUUCCCCCAUCGUCGUACUGUGCUGGCGCCGAGAUUAGUUCCUCACCUAGUGCACCUCUGCACACACAAGGUUGCGUAUCUGACGGUUCUUAAAGUGAUCAAUCAACGGAACGAGCCCGAGGCUCGGGAAAUUGUGUUGAAAGCCCUAUUUUUUAGUCCAGGGGACGAGGUGCUGGAGAAGAUCCUGAGUGACCAAACCUCGGGUGCCACGUUGAUUUUUAAGGUUCUGACAACACCAUUCUUUGAUGAGUCGAUGCGAGCAGAAGUCGUAAAGAACGUCUCGAAAGUUCUUACCAAACUAAAAGCCACACCAAGCCAGGGUUACAAACGUUUAAUGGACGAAGUUGGUCUUUCUGCUCGGGGUAGCUCUCGUGAUAAUCAUCACGGUCGUGAGAGUACCGGCCACGCUUCUAAUCCCGAGAAACAGCAGCAUCGGCCCACUUCCCGACAAGCGUCUUCCAAUUAUUCAUCGCAGCCGUCCAUGGAUAGGCAAUAUAGCGGGCAGUUUCCCACCAUGAAUCAAAACCUUGAUGGCGCGCGGUCUUUGCCAACCGAACAGUCCCAGAAUCCAGGGCAAUUUGAGCCUUACCCUGUCAAUGGCGUUGGUGGUCUUGGUUCUGCCGGUGCCAUGAAUGGUUUGAAUGGGGCCGGCUUCGGUCAGGAUCCUAUGAUACCUCUCGCACAACAGCAGAUGCAGUAUCAAGCAUAUCUUGCAGCGCAAUCUCGGGGUGUAUCACCAGGUGGUCUCUAUCCGCCUCUGGGAAAUUCUAACUACGGAUAUCCCCCUGGAUCGGACAACCUUCGAGGCAUGCAAAGCCAACCUGGUCCCAUGUCAGGAGCCCCAGGCCAAAUCAAUCCGGGGCCAUUGCUCAACCAGUCACCUUAUGCUCCCCAACAAUUCAGCCCUGUCAUGGGCACAGCCCAGAUGUAUCAGUACCCCCCUCAAUAUUACUCUCAAGCACCCCCUGUACAAGGACAGCCGUCCGGGGGACGACGCGGACGUCGCUGA
This is a messenger RNA of Aspergillus puulaauensis, 3552 nucleotides long. RefSeq names its product putative RNA binding protein Jsn1. The coding region runs from base 1 to 3552 and encodes 1183 amino acids. Lineage: Eukaryota; Fungi; Ascomycota; Eurotiomycetes; Eurotiales; Aspergillaceae. Gene Ontology annotation, molecular function: RNA binding. The record is from RefSeq and is a predicted model, not a curated record. The transcript is spliced from 3 exons.